CGACCGCGGAGUUCAGGCGGGGUAUUCGUCGGACUCAAAUUGAAUUUAUCGGUAGCUCUCUCACGCAAUAUAUCUACAACCCCAAUUUUGAUCUUGAGAGUUUUUCCUAGAUCAGAACAAAAUGGAGGCAAUCAUCAACAAGUUCGAGACCGUUCUCGGCGGCGUCAACUCGACCGGAAAGUCAGUUCUGCUGCUUGGUGCUGGUUUCGUCACCCGCCCAACUGCUGAGAUCCUCGGCAAGUCUGGCGUCAAGGUCGUCGUCGCCUGCAGGACUCUCGAGAAGGCACAGGCUUUGGCCAAGGGCAUUCCUAACGCCCAGGCGAUCAGCCUCGAUGUCAAUGAUGCUGAGGCCCUCGACGCUGAGGUAGCCAAGGUCGACGUUGUCAUCUCGUUAAUUCCUUAUACCUUCCACGCAACUGUCAUCAAGUCGGCCAUCCGCAAGAAGAAGAAUGUCGUCACAACCUCAUACGUCUCGCCCGCGAUGAUGGAGCUCGAUGCUGAGGCCAAGGAGGCUGGCAUCACCGUCAUGAACGAGAUCGGUCUUGACCCUGGUAUCGACCACCUGUCUGCCGUCAUCACCAUCGACGAUGUCCACAAAGAGGGCGGCAAGAUCCUCUCCUUCAAGUCAUAUUGCGGUGGUCUUCCCGCCCCAGAGUCCUCGGACAACCCGCUCGGAUACAAGUUCUCGUGGAGCUCCCGCGGCGUUCUGCUGGCGCUGAGGAACGCUGCCAAGUACUGGGAGGACGGCAAGGUCAAGGAGGUCGAGGGACCCGAGCUCAUGGCCGAGGCCAAGCCCUACUUCAUAUAUCCCGGCUACGCCUUCGUCGCCUACCCCAACCGCGACUCCACGCCCUACAAAGAGCGCUACAAUAUUCCCGAGGCCCAGACCAUUGUCCGUGGUACCCUCCGCUACCAGGGCUUCCCCGAGUACAUCAAGACCCUCGUCGACAUCGGCUUCCUGGUCGAGGACGAGAAGGACUUCCUCAAGCAGGGCGAGCAGCGCACAUGGAAGGACGCCACUGCCAAGAUCGUCGGUUCGUCCAGCGACAAGAAAGAGGACAUUGUCUGGGCAAUCAGCUCGCGUCACAAGUUCCCCUCGACCGAGGAGAAGGAGCGCAUCAUCGCCGGCCUUGAGUGGAUUGGGCUCUUCUCCGACGAGAAGAUCAUUCCCCGUGGCAACCCGCUCGAUACCCUCUGCGCCACACUCGAAAAGAAGAUGCAGUACGAGGCCGACGAGCGCGACUUCGUCAUGCUGCAGCACAAGUUCGAGAUUGAGAACAAGGACGGCAGCAGGGUCAUCCGCACAUCCACACUUGCCGACUACGGCGAGCCUAAGGGCUACUCCUCCAUGGCCAAGCUGGUUGGUGUACCCUGCGCGGUCGCUGUCCAGCAGGUUCUCGACGGCACAAUCAAGGAGAAGGGUAUUCUUGCUCCCAUGGACCCGGCUGUCUGCAGGCCGCUGAUGAAGGUCCUUGAGGACAAGUACAACAUCCGCUUCAGGGAGAAGACUGUCGCUGCCUAGAUGAGCACGCUCUGACGGGUGUUUGGAAUCAUAGAAUGAAGAUUUCAAGGGUAUCGUUAGUGUAGAUAAAAGAAUCUCACGUUUGCGCUCACCCA
Boeremia exigua is the source of this 1617-nucleotide messenger RNA. Its product is annotated as Saccharopine dehydrogenase. The coding region runs from base 122 to 1522 and encodes 466 amino acids. Gene Ontology annotation, cellular component: cytoplasm. NCBI's taxonomy places the organism in Eukaryota, Fungi, Ascomycota, Dothideomycetes, Pleosporales, Didymellaceae. The record is from RefSeq and is a predicted model, not a curated record. Gene Ontology annotation, molecular function: saccharopine dehydrogenase activity. The transcript is spliced from 4 exons.